Messenger RNA from Olea europaea var. sylvestris, 2461 nucleotides. Its product is annotated as heterogeneous nuclear ribonucleoprotein 1-like. The coding region runs from base 1 to 912 and encodes 303 amino acids. The record is from RefSeq and is a predicted model, not a curated record. The transcript has 3 exons. Gene Ontology annotation, molecular function: RNA binding. NCBI's taxonomy places the organism in Eukaryota, Viridiplantae, Streptophyta, Magnoliopsida, Lamiales, Oleaceae.
AUGAGGAGAAUGGAUGUGGUAGCACUGGAGUCGGGUUCAGAAGAUGAGGAGAAGAAAUCUGUUGUACAGGCAGAUGUGAAAAAGGCAAUUCCCAGGAGUGAACAACAGCAGCAUAAUAGGGGAUUGAGUAGGGAUAAUAGGACUAGUGGUAGGAGCAAUGAUAAGUUUAGGACGAAGAAGAUUUUUGUAGGAGGUUUAUCAGCUAACCUAACUGAAGAAGAAUUCAGAAGUUACUUUGAGACGUUUGGUAUGAUAACAGAUGUCGUUAUAAUGCAGGAUAGUGUGACCCAUAGGCCAAGGGGUUUCGGUUUUAUUACUUUUGAUUUGGAGGAUUCUGUUGAAGAUGUUAUGAAGAAGAACUUUUAUGAGUUGAAUGGAAAGCUCGUGGAGGUCAAAAGGGCCGUACCUAAAGAUGGAAUUAGCGGUAGCAACAAUGGUUCUAAUAGAAGACUGGGUGGUGGAAGAGGCUCUAAUUUUAACUCUUAUCAGCAUGGAAGUUACCCAACUUAUAUCACCAGAUUCGGGUAUUACCCCUCUGGAUAUGGAAAUGAUGUGGGUUAUCGUUAUGGAACUGGAACUUAUGGUGGUGGUUAUGACUCUGGAGGGUAUGGUGGACUUGGUUAUGGUCUCACUCCAAUUGGGCCUAGGAGUCCUUGGAAUGCUUCUGCAAUGGUUGGAGUUGGGGGAAGCUUGUUGCCUUAUGGUGGUACAACUCCCAUCUAUCCCUCGCACUUGAAUGGUGGUGCUGGAGUAAUGUGCUUUGCCGUCAAUGGAUAUAAUGGCAUUUUGGGGACUGGAUUCAGUGGAAAAUUGGCUCAACUUGGUAACACAGAUACCCAAGGUGCAGCUGAGUCAAUGCCUGGUCAGACUCGUAGGGGUAACAUGGACGAUAAUUUUUUUAGUUCUGGUUGAACCAUUGGAGCUGCUGCUGACAAACAGAAUUAAGAAUGUAACGAUGAGAAAUUUAAGUCUGAUCUUGCUGGUAAUUCCAGCUGACUUCUUGUGGAUAUUGACAGGUUAGUAGUUACUCAUGUUGACGGGGUUGGGGUUGACUCUCUAUCAUUAUUCAGUUGUCCUUUCAUUAUGUGUAUUUUUAAUUCUUAUAUAGAUUUGUCUUGCAUUGUGUUAAUUUUAGUGUCAAUAAUUCUUGGAUUCAGGAUUCAGACUACCGUAUUAGAAUUCUUUUAUGUUUAAAUGUUCAUGAUUUUCCAUUCUUUCUGUUAAAAUAUUGGUGUCGUCAUGGUGAUGCCCUUGGAAAUUAACAGUUUUCCCAUGUGAAAUGGUUUUUACAGUUUAGUGUAAAUAACAAGCAUGCUUGUUAUAGUCCAUCUUUCUUAAACAAUUCAUGUUUCUUGUUAUGGUUUUCUAAUUCUUCUUUCUUUGGAUUUCCUUAUCAGCUUCUAGGUAGCUCUUCUAAAUGUAUGAAUCAGACUGUAACCAUUUUGCUAUAUUUUUCCACAUGUUUACUGGUACUAUUAAUAUCACUAUUUUUUGACUUAUGCUCAAAGGUAGAAAUACCUAUUUUCUUACGACUUUGAGAAAGUUUGUGAUUUUUCAGGACUUGAUCGUGUCAUUAGAAUUUCAUCUCUUUAUUAAGUUACCUAUUUUUCUCUAAAUAACUGAGGUGUUUUUGUUUUAGGUCAUGAAAUGUUUGGGACAUGCAUGUACUUGCUGGGUUCUAGCCUUCUGUAUUCUUGUUGGCUUCUUAAACUCUUACAUGUAAUCUCUUGCUAUGCUGUUUCACUUAUUGUCUAAUUUCAUUUCUUCCUGAGCUGAGUUGGUUUUGAAUGUUUGUUGUUGGAUUAAAAUUGAAUUAUGAAUGUUCACCGAAGUAGGGUUGAAGAGAUUCUUGGUUGUUUAAAUAACUUGCUGUGUCUGUUUGAGAUAUGUUUUGAACAUCUGAGCAAAAAGUAGGUUCUGUAUUACUAUUUUGUAAGGCUUGGUUGAAAAUGUCCUGUCAUGCGUGAAAUGUGCCUGAUGAACUAUAGGUGUAAGUUGCUCACUUGAUAUUGAUGCUUUCAAAGGAGUGGGAGUGACCUUUCAAGGAUUUCUUUUCUACUUCAAGUAUGGGGCUUCAUACCCUCCAAAUGGUGGUUUUUGUUUGUCCUAAUAAAUUCGAUGACAUGAAAUACGACACUUCAUGUAACUUUUCAAGAAAGCAGGACACAUAUAUGUUAUAUUUUCAUGUAAUAUCUUUCUUCAAUGCAAUUAUUACCCUUCUAUGUUUAAAUUUUUGAAGUGAAAUCUUUUGAGGUAACGAGUAUUUGUUGCACUUUGUAUCACUAGCGGAAUCAAAAUUAUUCAUGUAUCAUAAAUUGCAUAUCAUGUAUUAACAAAUUCAGUGAGUUCAAUUUUUCUCAUAUUAUGUUGAUUCUUUUACACCAAUAGUUUAAAUAAUUUUCUAGUUUGUAUCUCAAGAUUUACAAAAUUGGGGUUAUACCUUGCAUGUCAGCAAUUAAAA